Messenger RNA from Hevea brasiliensis (rubber tree), 2107 nucleotides. RefSeq lists its product as uncharacterized. The coding region runs from base 447 to 1937 and encodes 496 amino acids. Gene Ontology annotation, biological process: protein transport. The record is from RefSeq and is a predicted model, not a curated record. Lineage: Eukaryota; Viridiplantae; Streptophyta; Magnoliopsida; Malpighiales; Euphorbiaceae. The transcript is spliced from 6 exons.
UGGGUAUUUUUAAUUCUAGGUGGCAAAGCUCUCUGUCUCCUCUAAAAGGCCUCUCUCUUUCUUUCUCUCUCUAAACUCUGAACCUACAGCUUCUUCCGUUUCUUGCUUUUGAGCUUCCUUUUUUAUGCCAGUCUGGAGAUUCUUGAUUGACCAUUCACCUCUCUCUCCCUCCCUCUCCCUCCCCCUCUUCUCUAUUAUCUGUCUUGUUCUCUUGAACACCUAAAUCUCCUCCUUUGGGAGACCCAUCUCUACACUUCUUAUGUUUCUAGUUCUUUGCUUCAUGGCUAUUUUAAUGCAGAUUCUUGGUGUUUCUUGAUCCCCAUUUUCGAUUUCUUGUCAUUUUUUUAACUUACCAUUAAAAAUAAAAAAACAAAAGCUGACCAUUGAAAAUCACUCUCUCGCUCUUUGGAGUUCUGUGAUUCAUUGGAAAGAUUGAAGAAAUCAAAAUGUUUGACGGAUUAUUGAAGUCGAAAUUUUAUACAAAAUGCAAGUCGCAGAUGAAGAUGACAAAGGCUCGACUCGAGAUGCUAAAGAAGAAGAAGAGCUCGGUGGCAAAGUUCUUAAAGGAUGAUAUGGCUGAUCUUCUCAGGAGUGGCCUUGAUUACAAUGCUUAUUGCAGGGCUGAAGGGCUUCUGGUUGAGCAAAAGAUGUUAGCUUGCUUCAAUUUCGUUGAGCAGUUCUGUGGAUGCAUCUCCAGCAAUCUUUCUGCCAUGAAUAAACAGAGGGAAUGCCCUGAGGAAUGCAGAGAAGCUGUACAAUCUCUAAUAUAUGCUGCAGCAAGAAUUGCCGAAUUCCCAGAACUGAGAGAUCUUCGUACCCUAUUAACGGAAAGAUAUGGUAGUCACCUUGAAUCUUUUAUAAAUAAACAGUUUGUUGAGACAUUGACGCCAACGCCUACCACAAAGGAGAUGAAGCUUCUGUUAAUGCAUGAAAUAGCAGAAGAAUUCAAUAUAGAAUGGAAUUCAAAGUCUUUGGAACAGAAAAUCUUCAAACCGCCUCAGGAGGACCAGAAUAUUCAUUGUCCCAAAAGCAAUGAUGACAUUGUCCCGAAAGGAGACUGCCAGGACGAUGAUGAAAAUGGAAACAAACGGAAGAAAAACAAGGAAGAUUUGACAAAAAGAACAAACCAUGAAACCGAACUUGCAUCUCAUAGAAGGAAGAAUGCCAUCGAUAAGGGAUACAAUCUGCCUUGCAGCGGUGAAGAUGAGGUGUUUUCUCUCCACAGGAGAGAUAGCAGUGAUCUCGAUAGCCUGCAAGCUACUUCAAGUUCAGCAGGAAGUGUUUCAGAGGAUGAAGUGGAUAGCAAGAAGCCCUUCUACAGAUUCGUUAAUCCCCCUUACGUCAAACCAAAAGUGGAAAAAGAAGAAAGCAAGAUUGAAGAACCCCCAAAACUAACUGGCAAUGUUCUUGCUGAAGAUGAUUUGGUUAGUGAAGCUAACCCAAAAACAAGAUCGGUCCGAAGGAGACCAUUGAAGCCACCUCCAGGUCAUGAAGAUGUUGGCAUUGUUGAAAGACCAUUGAAGGCACCAACUGGCCUUGAAAAAUUUGUCAGUCCUGGAAAUGGUGGGCUUGCAAAGGCUAAUUCAAGUGCAGUACUGAAAGAAGAUGGGGCUAAGAGGGGUUCAAGAAUCUCGCAAGCAGAUGAGGUUGAUCAAAAGGAUGAAGAGGAAGAGAUGAUUGACGGACUUCUGAUGCAUUACAGCAAGGAUUCAGUGAAACCAUAUCUAAAACCUCCUCCAAAUAUCAGAGGCACAAAAUCUGAGUCACCUCUUCCGCCUGGUGGAGAAGUAUACCAAGCAGCAGCAGCAAGUCCAAAGAAGGCUGCUAAAAGGCAUAAUCGAGUAGUUUCAUUGCAGCCAGAGACUGGACAUGUGCACCCUAACCUGCCUGAUUACGAAGAUUUGGCAGCUUGGUUUGCAGCUCUUAAGAGCAGAUAAUAGAAAAUGGGAUUAUGAUCGUCAGCGCCUAAUACUUAUAAUCUAAUUUUUCAGUUUGUAAGCAUUUAAAAGUUUAAUUAGUUAAUUGUUUAGUUAUAAUACUUAUAAGUGAACGAGAAAUAACAUUUUAAGUAAAAAUAUCUUAUAAAUAUAAUUAUUAUUAAAAUAUC